Messenger RNA from Annulohypoxylon maeteangense, 807 nucleotides. RefSeq lists its product as uncharacterized. Bases 1 to 807 code for a protein of 268 amino acids. The transcript has 2 exons. NCBI's taxonomy places the organism in Eukaryota, Fungi, Ascomycota, Sordariomycetes, Xylariales, Hypoxylaceae. The record is from RefSeq and is a predicted model, not a curated record.
AUGACUUUUUCUGUUUCUCCCCUAGAAGGCACAGAGGAGUUCAGAUCAUUGAACUCCCUCGUAAACCAGUCUGAUGUAUCAGUCCCAGAUACGAUACAGUCAAUUAUUAACCUAAGCUUAUCGACCACAUCUAGCACAGCAGGUCAUUCGGAUGCUCUGGAGUUACACUGCGAACGACUUUUUGAAUCCGUAAUCGACGUAGCUUCACGCACGCCCAUACCUCAACAGGUGAAGCUAGUUGAUUUCCUUAUCCAGCUACAGAAGCUGAAUGUGAUCGAUCCCGUCACGGGAAAGCCUCUUGAAUGUGACGGCCGGAAAAUCUGGGCCGAUCUUCCACGCAUCGGCAUGAGCUUUCGUGAGGCGUGGAACUUUGAUCCACAAGACACAAACGCAACUCCAGAGGACAAGGCUGGUUGGGAGAACAAGACCGCCUUUUUAGCGCAGGUUACCGCGCUCUCUCCUAUCGGUAAUCCGUCUGAGAUUACUACUUCACUUAAUUGCUCUCUCUAUGCUCUCUGGGCCAUGCGAUCCGCGUUCGAAGGUACCACGCCGGCUGACACGACAUUACGAGCAGCAUGCUUGUGGAUUAUUUACGCUGGGGAUAGAUUGUUGAUGAACGUGGAGAAUGAACUCACUUUCGAGGCUAAUCUCGGGAUUCCCGGCGGUAGUUAUAAAAAGAAGGAGUGGAGGGGGUUUAAUAAGGAGAGAAUGGAGGUCUGGAAGAAUGGUUUCAAGGCUGCUCAGACUAGACACGAAGGUGAAACUAGAAGCAUGAUUGAUAGAGCGCUGGCGAAAAUUGACGGAUAA